ACACACGCACACACAGACACACGCACACGCUCCCCGGCCGGGGCGGGGCCGAGCCCUCCCCCGAAAUGGCGGCGCCCGCGGGGCGUGAAUAAAGGGCGACGGGCGGGGCCGCGGCGCUCCGGGAAGCGUGGGGCCGGAGGCGGCGGGUGAGCGGGGCAAUAGCGGCGGGAGGCGGCGGAGGAGGAGGGGGGGGGGGGGGAGGCUGGGCCUCCGGCGCAGGGCCCCGCGCCCGCCAUGAGCAGGGCGCAGCUGACGCGGACCGGGAUCCUGCGGAUGGCGCUGGGCGGCGGCGCCGCCGACCCGCUGCUGCCGGCGGAGGGCGGCGGCGGGGGGGGCGGCCGGCGGGCGCCCUUCGUGCUGCGGGCGCUGCGCAUCGCCCUGGUGGUCUGCCUGUACUGGUUCACCUCCAUCGCCAUGGUCUUCCUCAACAAGUACCUGCUGGACAGCCCCUCGCUGCGCCUCGACGCCCCGCUCUUCGUCACCUUCUUCCAGUGCGCCCUGACGGCCGCCCUCUGCCUGGGCCUCAGCCUGGGGGCGGCUUGCGGGCCCCCCUGCCCCGGCCUGCCCGCCCUCCGCCUCGACCCCAAGGUGUCCCGCAGCGUCCUGCCCCUCUCUGCCGUCUUCAUCGGCAUGGUCACCUCCAACAACCUCUGCCUCAAGCAUGUCGGCGUGGCCUUCUACAACGUGGGGCGCUCCCUCACCACCGUCUUCAACGUGCUGCUCUCCUACCUGCUGCUCAAGCAGACCACCUCCCUCUACGCCCUCCUGGCCUGCGGAGUCAUCAUAGGUGGCUUCUGGCUGGGUGUUGACCAGGAAGGAGCAGAGGGCACUCUGUCGUGGACAGGUAUAUUCUUUGGGAUCUUAGCAAGCCUGUGUGUCUCGCUCAAUGCCAUCUACACCAAGAAGGUGCUGCCUGUGGUGGAUGGUAGCAUCUGGCGCCUGACCUUCUACAACAACGUCAAUGCUUGUGUCCUGUUCUUCCCCCUCAUGUUGCUGCUGGGCGAGUUCCACACCCUCUACCACUUCGACAAGCUGGGGAACCCCAGUUUUUGGGGCAUGAUGACCCUGGGGGGAGUGUUUGGCUUUGCCAUUGGGUAUGUGACUGGUCUUCAGAUUAAAUUCACUAGCCCGCUCACCCACAACGUAUCUGGGACAGCCAAGGCCUGUGCCCAAACAGUGCUGGCUGUCAUCUACUUUGAGGAGACAAAGAGCUUCUUGUGGUGGACGAGUAACUUGAUGGUUCUGGGUGGCUCCUUUGCCUACACGUGGGUGAAAGGGCUGGAGAUGAGAAAGGUGCAAGAGGAUCCUAAUGUCAAAAACAGCGAAAGAAAUGAGACUGGUGUGUAGGCAGCUCCUGCACCUCUGUUUCUGUGCCCGGAGGGGUUAACCUUUGGUGCUCCUUUCCUCCUGGGGAGAAGAUGAUCAAGGAGCAGGGAAAAAUUCACCUGCAAAGUGUACGGGGAACUGUGUUAGGAGCCAUAGCUGAAGACCUGACUGGAUCAUGUUCUAGCUAUGAGAUCUCACCCUGUAUCAGAGUUGGCGAGAGCAUGUGUUACAGAGAGCAAUCAGGUUUUUUUGUGAUUCUUUUUUGAAAUGGAUGUUGCUAUUGACCUAAUCUGGGCAAUUUGCAUAUCUGGGGGGUGGACUCAUAGGGGACAAAGACUGUGUAGUUAGGGAUCUAGAAUUAUCUCAAUGAAUGCAGUCUGAAGUUAUAAAAUCCUGAACCUCCAUGUAAGGAAGAAUCAGGUAGCCAGACUGUUGGGGAUAGACUCUAGCAAACUGUUCUGCUGUAAAAAGAGUGGCAACAGCCCUUCUUCCUGUUGCCCAUUUCAGUGCGAAGGGUGGGAAAUGCCCUCCUUUCUGGUUCUGUACAAGCCUAAACUGCAGCAGUGCCUCCAAAUCUCCUUUCCAAAGAGUCAGUAUCACAUCCUGCUGUCUCUCCUGUGUUUCUCACCACCUGGCUUCUUAGUUCAAGAAAUCAUGCUUAAGAAUCAGGAAUGAAACUUCUCAUUCCCUCUGUAUCAGGUCCUGAGAGGCAGAACGUGUGCUCAAGUGGCCCUUUUUGGGCAGGAGUGAGUGUUGCCUCUGCCUCGCUGUGACAGGCGGGAGGGGAAAGUCACUCUGAAGCACUUGCUUCUGUAAGGCGGAGGUCCUGGUUUCUGGGGUUGGCCACACCUCUCCUUUUUACCCUCUGUGCAGGGGGUAGAUUUGUGUUUGGAAAUGAGGUUGUUACUAGUUAGGCUUGUUUUGGGGGUCUUGUUCCAUACCGGCUUUGGACCUCCUCUGGUGUUUGCAGUUUGUCUUUUGGCUUGUUCCUUUUAAACACACAUCCCCACACACACGUGUUCCCCUCCUUGGCCAGCUCUAUGAACCCUUCAAACCCCCCAAAAAUCCUAUUUUGGCCGAGCUGCAUCAAUCCAUUCACUUGAAACUUGCUGCUGAACAGUUAGUUCUGCAACAGUCUCUGCUUCCCCCCUCGCACCCCCCAUGUGCAAGUGUCACCUGAGGUUACUCUGCUGUGAUUUCUGAUCCCAAGGGUCAGCAGCAACCCUGCAUAGUUGGCUGUGUUGUCACACCAGCUUUCUAAACCUCAGACCCCUUUAUGUUUCAAGGGUUAUUUGGAUAGCGAUCCUGGGCGGUGGGUGCGACCACUUCACACCCCGCCCCGGGGAUCCUAUGUGCUGUACUGUGCCCCUUGUGUGAUGUCCGGUCCCUCCUACAGAAGGACACUCCAUUUCUGCCCAGAAUAUGUUCAUUUCUAAUUUGGGGAGGCUCCUGCUCCAGGAGCACUCCUUUCCAGUGCACUGUCAUGAGUGGUGGUCGGGGGGGGUGUGUCCUUGAAUUUUUUUUUUUUAUUUUUAUUAAUGGGAACGGACAUUUUUAAACGUUGCACGCAUGUACUGACUUGUAACGGCCAAACCUGCUGAAUAAAGUCGGGGGUCGCUCA
Messenger RNA from Tyto alba (common barn owl), 2947 nucleotides. RefSeq names its product solute carrier family 35 member C1 (gene SLC35C1). Gene Ontology annotation, biological process: protein O-linked glycosylation via fucose; GDP-fucose import into Golgi lumen. The transcript has 2 exons. Bases 235 to 1347 code for a protein of 370 amino acids. The record is from RefSeq and is a predicted model, not a curated record. NCBI's taxonomy places the organism in Eukaryota, Metazoa, Chordata, Aves, Strigiformes, Tytonidae. Gene Ontology annotation, cellular component: Golgi apparatus. Gene Ontology annotation, molecular function: antiporter activity.